Xyrichtys novacula (pearly razorfish) is the source of this 5334-nucleotide messenger RNA. NCBI's taxonomy places the organism in Eukaryota, Metazoa, Chordata, Actinopteri, Labriformes, Labridae. The record is from the annotation of a GenBank genome assembly.
GAGUUUACUCAGGGAUGUUUUGUGCAUGCAGAGUAUGAAACUGCAACACGGCAUGGAGAGGGAACUCUGUCUGUCUGUCUGUGUGAUUCAAUUAUGGAUGGAGUCAGCCACACGUAAGCUGCAGGGUGAUACCAGAGCUGCGUCACUUCUGCAGCUAAAGGGGGAGGGGGGCGGGUUGGUGGUGUUGCUACACGAUGCAGCAAGCAGAGAGACUAGAAAGAGAAGCAGUGAGAGACCUGCACACAGAGGGGACAGAGGGAUAAUAAUCAUGUCUGCCAUCAGGAAGCAGCUUUCUUUUCAGAUCCUCCUGCUUUUCAUCUCCUGCAGAAACAUCAAUACAAGUAAAUGUCUAUAUUUGGGUUUCAUUCUGACUGUAUAUGGCUCUGUUAAAACCUGUCUGCCUUCUCACUGGAAAAAAAAAAUAGAGUUAAAUGUCAUUAGAUUUCCGCAACAUCAUUCAUCUUACAUACUUUUUCACUUUUAGUCACCAGCUUUAAAUGUGAAUCUUUUUUAUUCUAAUUUCUAACAUUUUCAUUCUCAUAGGAUAGGAAUUAAACCGGAGUUAUUUCUAAACAGAAUUAAAAAAUAGAUACUUGUAUGAAUAAAUGUCUAAAAGGUGAGCUUAAACUGCUCUUAACUUGGCUGAGAUCAUGUCUGCCACAUAAUUCAUUAUUAAGACAAAGUCAUAAGUCAGUUUGUUCAGGCUGAUGUAAUUGUACCCUGCUACCUCUGAUGUAAGAUCCCGUGAAGAUUUUCCUUUUCUUAUGGUGUAAAAGACAGCUUUAUUAUUAAUAGGUUGCUGUCUUCAGACUUCAGGAUAAAAAUAGCUGUACUUUUUUCUGCUGCUUAGAAAACAAUGAGCCUACAACGAGUUCAAGUUAAAAAUGUUCUGUUCAUUCAAGGCUUGAGAUAGUGUGUGAUUAUUCAUUUAUUUGACAUUUGUUUCACCUGGCUUUAUGAUAUCUUCUUCACUGUGACUUUAAGUUACUCUAAACAAGAAUGUAUAUAAAAAUUCUGGAAAAUUUCCUCAAAAACAACAACUAUCUAACCACCCUGGACGACUAACUAAGAACCACAAAUUUCCCGUUACAGCCAGGGGUGGAGCCAGACUUUUUUGACUGUAGUGGCCAAACUAGGACACUGAUUCACACAGUUGUGGCAUUCAGUUGUGCACAUACACACAAAUAUAGAGCCUUUAUCUACACUUUUUAUCACCACUUAUCCCGUACCGACAUAAAAAGCAAUGUUUCUGCUGCUACAACGGAUGCUGGACAGCUCCACCCCUUAAACGAGAAACUGCUAGGUGGGACAUGGCGCGAGUUAGGCUACAGUGUACUGCAGAUGGAGCAGAGUCUGCCACCUUAUUUUACUUAUUUUAACGCUCCACUGAGAAAUUUUUCAGCACUUUACUUCGCCAACAGGACGCUCUUGUUUUUAAGAUACUUACAGAUACAACACAUCAAAUGCACAAUCAGCAAAUCAGGUCUCUGAUUCUGAUUUUUGCAUCUCAGCUUUGCGUAAUGUUAAACACCAAAUGCCUGAAAUCACCCAGGAGACAGGAUAAUGUGUGUAGAGCUUGCUGUUUCAGCUCAGUCUUCCCCCCUUACCAUAUUCUCUAAUGCCUGGGUCAGAUUCUCCCAAAAUUAGCCAAACUGCAUGGAGGCCUCAGCCCCUUCUACAGAAAAUUGCAACCUACACUAUUUCCCUUAGAAGUUUCUUAAAAGUGGCCGAGAUGACCAGUGUGUCCAUGGUAGCUGGUGGAUUUAAUAGAGACAUUUAACUCAUACAACCUCACAUCAAAAUUGCUGAAAUUUCCUAAACAAUUCACUUUAAAACACGUCCCACCCCUGACAAGGUAAAUAUCCAAUCAUAGCAUAGAAUUAUGGAUUUGCUCAUUGCUCAUUUGCCCAUUUGCUCACAGGGGGCCAUCAUACCCCUUACUGCCCUUCUGUAUACGCCCCUGUUGCUUACAACUGACUUUCUGUCGAUUAAACAUACGACCAAAAACUCAGUCGACAGUUAAAGUUUUAUGAUUUCUUUUGUUCUGCUUUAUUUGUUUUGUUUGUUUUUGUCAGAGACACUUGGCGCAACAGCCCCACCACUGGAUCCCACCGCCCCCCUUCAAAAGCUGGAAAGGAGCUAUGUCCUGAAAGGUAAAUGUGGUUCAAAUGUUAGAGUUUAUGUUAUUAUCACUCUUUCACCAGCUCGUAUUUCUAUCUGCUAUUUACUUGAUACUCCAAAGUGCUCUGCUUACGGUGGAUUAACCUGCUGUUGUAUCUCUGAACAAACGUAGUAUUGUUUUUUAUUUACAUCUUUAAUGUAAGGGGGAAGGUAUCAGGCAAGCGGCCAAAGACAGCCCUGAUUUUACAACUUCAGUGAUACAUUUGACUGUCAAAAGUGAGCAGACACUACUUGAAAAGUAGAGGACAAGAUAAGCAAAGACUGCUUUGUCCACAGGGGGCGCCAAAACUCACAGAAACAGAAAGUUUCUCACAGGAACAUUGACAAUAGUACAAGCUUACCUUAUUUCAGCUCAAAAUCCUCUCAGCAUGUCAUUAUCAGAGAAAAUCAAAGAGUCUGAGUGAAGAUAGCAUGAAAUAAUAAUACAUUUGUUUCCCAGCCUCAAGAUUAUACCAUAUCAGAUUGUUUGUAUUUAAAUCUUUAUUUUUGCUUUUCAUAAUGAGUUUCUCUGACAACCCUUAAGAAUUAAGCUAAAGACUCUCAACGUGAGUAUUUUGGGGAUAUCUAUGAAUGAAUUUUCUCUCAGUACUACUAAAGUAAUGUCCAGUCACAUGUUGGGAACAGCUUUAAAAUCCCAGUAAUAUUGAAAGGAGGUAAAGUUAGAGAGAGAUCAAUUUAUGAUCAUUUUUAGGAAUUGUUUUUGAUGAUGGUGUCUGUCUUUGAAAUCCCUUUACCACACAGGUGACAGUCACACUGAGAAAGUUGAACUGUUGAAUCCGGUCAGCCUGGUGCUGAUGUGUACCUGGACAGGUAGUCAGAACAAACCAACAAACAUAACGGGCUUCUGGAGCAAAGACGGGAAAGAAAUCGAGAACAGCCGCGUCACAGUGCAGCUGGAGAACAAACAGUAUAAUCUCAAAAGAACGUAUGUAUCUCCAACUUUAGAUUUAGAUUGAACCAUUUUUAUCUGGUAAACCUGAAGACCCUGAGUCUUAUCUCGUCAUUAAAAUUCAUGCAUUUGUUCAUCUCUAUUGAAGAAUACUAAAUGAUGUGCAUUGAUCGGUUUAUCUGUGCAGCAAACAAACUCAGUUCUAUCUCUACUUUGCAGGUUCAGCAUUGCCAGUGAGGCUGACCUUGGAAGCUACUCAUGUGAUUUUGGGGGUGAAGCAAAGAUAAACUUUGUUUUGGCAGGUACUGAUAAAAUCCAUCUGAGUUAUAAAUAUCUCAAAUUUCACACUGUUAUCAGCUCUCUGAAUCCCUUCUGCUUAUUUGGUGUAUUUUUAUUAUUUUUAUGCUCUUUCUUCACCCUUCAGUUCCACAGAUGGGUGACGAGCGGGACAAGCCAAUUGUCAGCUACCUGGGGGACUCAGUAGUGGUCCCUUGUAAACUGGAUGACAGCAAACCAACACCGAACACCUGGAACUGGUACAGGGCAAAUGAGACAGGCAAGGUGGGUGUGCAAAUCUGAAUUUUCACUGGUUUUAACUCAUGAGCAUCAAACAUCAAGCACUCAAACCUGUUGGACUGAUGUUUUUCCUAGGAGCAAAUUAUUGCAGGUCAAAAAUUUUCAAUCAAAAACGACGAGAAGAAGACCAAAUUGGUGAUUCAUGACCUGACAGCAGACGACUCUGGCUUGUAUUACUGUGGAGCAGUCUACGGUGUCGGCAUCACGAUGGGUCGCGUUGAAUUAAAGGUCAGUGACAAACUUGUUCUGGGAGUUCGGAGAAGAAAACCAAAAUUAAGAAAAAUAUUCUGACCUUAUUUUUAUCGUCUUUAGUGGCCCUUAAGAAACCACACUAAUGAAACAGUAUAAGCUUGAUGUCAAGUGGUUCAGUUGUGGACAGUGGACACAUUAACUUGCCCUGAUGGCAUGCUGGAAAUUUAGAAAAGUGUAAAAGGCCAGUGAGAUUUCAGACCAAAGACUGUUUUAAUUAAAAAUACAACUACAAUUAAAAUAAUUAUAGACAAAAAACAAACAAACAAAAAAAUUCUUAUUGUCGGUUCGCAUUUUAUAAAUCUGAAUGUUUCUGCUAAAGGUCAUCAGUUUCUUCGAGCCUCUGAAGCCCUUCAUAGCCAUCCUGGUUGAGGUGAUCAUCCUGGUUGCUGCCAUUCUGCUGUAUGAGAAGAGUCGGUCCAAGAAAGAUUACACAGCUGCAGGUAUUCACAGAGAAGACACACACUGAUAUUUAAGCCAUAGUGUGACCUAUGGUUUCUGUGGUGACAUGUUUAUCUUGAAAUUUCUCCCUUGUUUUCAGGAAAUGGUGCAACUGAUCAAACAAACACACUGUGAGUGCAACAGAAGUGAUGGUAAUUGAGGUCUACAUCCGUUCAUGUGACCUUGAUAAUGACAGGAGUUCUUGUCUUUUUAUUAGGUCAUCUGGGGAAAAUAACGGACCAGAGGAGAGCUCUUCGAUGAGACAGCGGAAAGUUUAAAGGAAGCAGCUAAACCUUAUAUCUAACCAGUCCACGACCUUUUAAAACUGUGGACUCAAAGUGAGCUAUGUAGAGCUUUAAAGCAAUACUUUAUUUCAUGUUUUCACCAUAGAGCAAUAACCACCACUUUAACAUCAGUCCCAUAUAUUUAAUCACAAGCCGCUCCUAUCUGUGGAUUGUUAUUUUUCGCUUUAUUACACAGGAGGAUGUGGUUUUACUUUUGAAAAUACAGGUGUUAACAUACAUAAAAGAGCAAUCAUUUAACCGUUUUCUUCUACUUCCUGUUUUUAAAAAAAAAACCAUUGCAAUGCUUUGAACCCACCCAGUAAAAAGAGAAGUAUUUUCUUUCUUUUUCUCGCAACAACAACCUCAACUUAUUGUGCUGAUUUCUAUCAUGAUCUGUUAGCAGUGCCUUACACUCCCUCGAAGCCCUUAACUUACCAAUCAUAGUGAACUUCUAGCAGUUUGACGUCACCGUACAUUUCCUUUUGCAGCAACGUGUGGCUAACAUACUGUGUACCUUCAGAGCCAUAUUAGCCUAGAUGUGGAUUCUUCUCUGUGCGUUUUUCACCUCAGAGUAUCAAAGUGUGAUCAGGAAGGUUAUCUUACCUCUCUAUUAGGACUUCCACUGUGAGUUUUUGGUCGUAAACUUGCACUAAGCUAAAAUAUUCGCCACUGUGUGUGUAAACAAGUACAUUAAAUAUAAAUGACUCACUUCAA